AUAGCCGCAGUUCUGCCAAAACGCGACAUUAUAAUUUUAUAUAUAUUAUUAGCCAGUUUUAGCAACAGCAGUCGAACGGAGCGAAACGGAUUAGUGAGCAGUGAAUUGAGCGUCAGUGUCGAGGUGGAACGUGGUGGAGGCUGAUUUUAUCCUAUAAUUUAUCGUCGCUUGUUUACAACGGAUCGGCUGCAUUGAUGCAUCUGUGUUUGCGUUACGCCCAAAAAUCCCAUUCCCACAAAAAGCACAAAUGCCUUGAUUACUCCGAGGCUGGGGCCUUUCAGCGAUUUUCAAGAUAUUUUUGAAGAUGUCCAAAUCUGAUGGACCGAAGUUCGUCACAGCCUUGUUUUCUUUCAAGGGAAAGAAUAACGAUGAGUUAUGCUUCAAGAAGGGAGAUUUAAUAACGAUAACACAGACGGAUGAUGGUGGUUGGUGGGAAGGAACACUUAAUGAAAAAACUGGCUGGUUUCCAUCCAAUUAUGUUAAAGAAUUUAGAACUCCAGGUACAUCUUUACAAAGUUUCAGCUUUAGCGAUUCAGAAUCAGGAUCUACCCCAACUAAAGUAUCGCCUGAAAAAAGUUCACCAGACUCUCCGAUUCACCAAACACUAAAUCGUGACAUUGUACUAAAGGAUAUAAUUGAUUCUGAGCACGCCAAUGUUGCAGAGUUACAAGGAUUAGUCGGGAAUUUUCUUCAACCAUUAGAAGCAGCCAAUAUUCUUAAAAAAGAAGAAUACAAACAAUUAAUUGGAAAUAUACACGAGGUUUUGGAGACUCAUCAACGUUUAUUAGCUAAUUUAAAUGGUGCAUUACCUCAAGGGCCUGAAGCUAGAAUAGGAAAUAUUUUUCUCACCUUAGCUUCUAAAAUAAAGUCUAUACAUACGAACUACUGUAACUGUCAUCCUCAAGCAGUUUGUAUUCUAGAUCAUUACAGGGAUGAAUUGAAUGAGUUUAUGGAGCGAACUGGUGCAAUAACUCCUGGAAUAUUAGUAUUAACGACAGGGCUUAGCAAGCCCUUUAGAAGACUAGACAAGUAUUCGGCGAUGUUGCAAGAAUUAGAAAGGCACACGGAGAAAAAUCAUCCCGACAGGGGUGAUACGCAACGUAGUGUUAGUGUAUAUAGAGAAAUUGCCAAUCGUUGCGCAGCAGUAAGAAAGCAGCGAGAGCUAGCGUUACAAAUUCUAACGAGUGGCAUUAAAGGUUGGGAAGGUGAAGAAUUAAAUGUUUUAGGUGAUAUUAUUCACGUUGGUCCUGUAAUACUCGCUUCAGGGGUCGAUAGGAGAGAUAGAUAUUUUGUAUUAUUUCCCUCAACCUUACUCGUACUAAGCACUAGUGCACGAAUGAGUUCGUUUGUUUACGAGGGGAAACUUCCAUUGACGGGAAUCACGGUCUUAGCAAUAGAACAAUGUGAUGAUUAUAAGAAUGCCUUUGAAAUAUUUGGACCGAUGAUCGAGAACAUAACGGUGCUGUGCCCGAGUCGGGAGGAGCGCCAGCAUUGGAUCGAACUCCUCAGCCUCCACGAGCAGUCGGCGACGAGUACUCGUGGCUCCAACCUCGGCCGCUCGCCCACGAACGUAUCCCACUCGAGCAGCCAGAGCUUGAAGCUUCAAGCAGCAGGGGCGGAUCAGUCGCCAACCCCUGGGAUUAAGGCACCCUGGAGCCUCGCCUCGCUGAGACCGGCGCCACCGAUUUAUGCCCUCAAGACUUUUCGGAAGCUGGACACCGUGGACGCUUGUCGCUCGAUGAAAACGUGCAAUGAACGACAAUUUGAAGAGGAUGCAAUCAUUUUGAGAGUGAUCGAAGGCUACUGUUUAUCGGCAAAUGCAAGGUUCACAGUAAAUUCUGCUAUGUUGGAUUUCGACCUCCUUCAUAAGGUAAACGAUAGAGAAUCGUUUAUGCAUAGUAGAAUCGGAAAUUGGGAUACAUACGAUGACAGGAGUCUGUCGGAAACUGUUAAAGCCUUGAAGAGCCAAAUGUCAGAUCUUCAGUUACAAGUGAUGCAAUUAUGCAAACAGUUGGAGGAUGAACGAAAAUCUCGUCUGUCGUUAGCUGCAACUGUCAAACGUAGCAUGGCUAUUAUGGACAGCGUCGUGCCCUAGUCAUUUGCCUUUAUAAUAACAAGAGAGAUACUUAUAAAAAUUUCUUUUAACAAUUUUUUUUCUCCAUCUAGGAGAGAAUACGUCAUGCAUUCAUUAAGUACAAUAAUGCAUUCAAUUUAUUCCAAUAUUAUUAUAAACAAUAUAAUUUUGUUAUACAUCGUUGAGAGAAAAUUUUACAUAAAUGCCUUAUGUCUGCGCUUUAAAAGAAAAGAAAGAAGAAAAAUAGUCGAUUGUUUCCUUGUUACAAGUUACACAUUCGUGCUUUUAUUUUGUUUUUUUAUAAGCAAAAGAAAUAUUGAAUAAUAGAGAGU
Messenger RNA from Ceratosolen solmsi marchali, 2406 nucleotides. It is a transcript of the gene RtGEF, whose product is annotated as Rho-type guanine nucleotide exchange factor. NCBI's taxonomy places the organism in Eukaryota, Metazoa, Arthropoda, Insecta, Hymenoptera, Agaonidae. Gene Ontology annotation, cellular component: cytoplasm. Gene Ontology annotation, molecular function: protein binding; guanyl-nucleotide exchange factor activity. The record is from RefSeq and is a predicted model, not a curated record. The transcript has 13 exons. The coding region runs from base 305 to 2095 and encodes 596 amino acids.